CAUAGUACUCAAACGAACUAGUAAUUGUUGUUGUUUUAAUUUCUCUCAGAAACCUUUGCUUCAGGGAGAUUUAAAUGAUGCGAAAUAUCAUGGUGGCUUCAAAUCAAACAAUAUCAAUGACCAAUUGUCUUACAGUAACAGAGAAAAUAAGAAGUAGAGAACCAAUUUUAUAUGAAACAGAAAUAUCAGUGUUAAUGCUGAUCUCUGUGGUUAUUAAUUUAAAGUGGACUUCUGUAUGUAUCAUCUUCGACAAAGAAACAGAAAAAGAAGCAGCUCAGUUUAAUCAAGAUCUUUCCGAAGUUGAAAUUUUUGCUGUAUCGUACAAUAUGGAGGAGAUAACGUCUUCUGACAUCGAUCAUUUGUCAGAUAUAGAUUCAACUCAUUCACAGAACAUCAUCAAGUUUAUUGUGUUGUGUCGUUUAGAAGCAUGUGAGAAAUUUUUACAUCAGCCUUUUGAUUUUGGACGAAAGCAUGUAUGGCGAAACUCUCUGCUUCAUUUUUCAAGAUGGCUAGUGGGUGUUUUCCAUAGAGAUGGACAGAAUAUUUUUGAAGGCAAUUCUAAUAUAACGUUCGACAAUAUAGCAGUAAUACAUUAUUUCACUGCAUCUGGAAAUCAAAAACUCAAUCAAACGCAUUAUUCAAAAAACAAAUUUGGAUGGAUACCAAUCGAGACAUUAAUGUGGAGGGAAUCAACACGACGAGAAUUAUCAAAAAUUGGAUACGUUAACUUGAAUGGAAGUUUACUCCUCCAAAAAGAUACAACAAUCUUUCAUAAUAAUGGAAGUGACCAUCUUGAAAGUUUUAUCUACCCAAAUACAGAGUUUGGGUUUAACCAGAGGAAAUUCCUGAUGGGCACAUUGCCAUGGGCACCGUUUGUGGAACUUGACGAAGAAAGGAACCAAUAUAGUGGCCUCACCAUCGAAGUAAUCCAAGAACUAUCACAUAUACUUAACUUUACAUAUGUAUUAAAAGCACCAUCUGAUGGAAAAUGGGGAGCAGACAAGGGAAACCAGUCGUGGAAUGGUUUGUUGGGGGAGAUUCAACGUAGAGAUAUUGAUUUGGUUGCAGCACCAUUAGCUAUCAACUCAUACAGAGAACAAGUAAUGGACUUUACUCAUCCAUAUUAUUAUGAACAUUCAGGAAUUGUCAUCAAAAGACCACCUCAUGAACACUGGAGAAAAUUACUGAACCCCUUAAACGUAACAGUCUACCUAUAUAUUGGAAUAUCUCUACCAGUAAUAACUUUGCUCUUAUUUCUCUUUGAAAAGUAUAAUCCAUUUUACAGAAAUAUUGCUGGAAGAAAGAUCAUCAGAGGGUUACAUCAUUUCUCUGAUGCAUUCUGGUACAUGUAUGGAGCCUUACUUUGUCAAGGAGGGGAGCAUAUUGCAGUAUCGUCAGCGGGUAGGACACUUCUAAGUUGCUGGUGGAUAUUUUGUAUUGUAAUUGUUGCUACAUACAGUGGAAAUUUUGUGGCUUUUCUAACAUUCCCGAAAGAUAAGCUACCAUUUAAAGAUAUAGAAGGAUUGGUUGAACAGUCAACGUAUAAAUGGGGUACAGCAGGAGAAACAAUUUAUGAAACAAUUUUCAAGAACUCCGAAUUACCAGAAAGAAAGAAAUUAUGGAAUGGCAUGAUAGGAUUUAAUCAAACAGACCCUUCUGUAUUUAGCAGUGACCCUGCGGAACAAAUACGAAAAGUAGAAGGCGGCAAUUAUGCGUAUGUUGCAGAUAAAACGUACAUUGAACUAGCUAUAUCACACAAAUGUGACCUGUCACUGUCACCGUCAGAUAUCCAGCCUAUAUUGUAUGCAUUUCCGUUACCCGAAACUUCUCCGUUUGUUAAGACAUUUUCUGAUGCUAUAAUUUCCAUAGUCGAUAGUGGACUGAUUCAAAUGUGGAAAAUGAAAACAUGGCCAAAGCCUGGACCAUGUCAGCAAUUAAAUAGCACAGAAGCUAAGACUAUUUUUCUAAUAGACUUUCAAAUUGCAUUUUACAUUGUAGCAGCCGGAGUAGUAUUAGGUUGUUUAUCUCUUCUCUAUGAACACAUUAAACUAAAAUGUGGGAUAUGUAUAGAAAAAAGGCAGCGAAAGAAGAAGGAAAACAACACAAAUGGAUUUAGAAAGUCUACUGAGUUAACUGACGUAUUUUACUCUAAUAGCCUUUAUGACGAUAACGAUGAUUCGCCAAUGAAACUGGCUAUUCGACGACAGGUUGGCUCUAGUGUGUCAAAAACUAGAAAACAUAAUAUUAACGAAAUAUCAGUUAUCGGAGUUUGUGACGAUACUUCUGAGAAGUAAUGUAUCAUCAUGACUAAUUGAAACUUUAUAUUUUUCAUGAUCAGCGUUAAUAUUUUUCUAGCAAAAAUUAAAAUUUUGGAAGAUCGAAAAUUUUAUCAAACACUUAUAUAUUAUGUAACUAAAUAAUUAUAAAAUUAUAAAAAUUAUAAACAAACGGAUUGCCCUAUUUUUAAAAAGCAUUAAUGCCAGUGUAUUCUUUACUUCUCCAUAUUGCAGCACCAUAUUCAGUAGUCCAGACGUAUAGACCACUUUUUCCCGUGUUUUUUUCAUUUUUAAGAUUACUUAAUAAUGCAUAUUAUUAUUAUGAUGUAAUAUUACACAUGCUAAUUGACUAUUGUGUAAUAAUGAAAAUUAAAAAUAAAAAUAAAAUAGUUAAAUGAAUAAAUGAAUGAAUAAAUGAAUGAAUGAACAGUAGGUAACAUCAGAAAAUGUAAUUGACUUAAAAUAAAAUAAAUAGAUAUAAAAUACCCACUCAGUAAUAGCAUAUCUCCUAUUCUUAUCCAUUUCUAUAUAUCCUCAAUUCAUUUUUGAAUUCAUUUUUGUUUUCACAAAAAGAAAAAAAGCGGAAAAAUUUAAAAUUAUAAAGACAAGUGAAUAACUCAAUCCGAAUAGAUGGAACGAUGAUACUCAUAACACUAUAGUGCUUAUAAAGUACCUAUAUUUCAGUAUAACAUAUAACACAUAUGUAGCUAAUUAGAAUAAAGAUAAAACCUAUCAAUAAUCAAAAUAGAGAAUACGUAGCAAUAGAAAGUAUUUAACCAAUCUUUAAUUCCAUCUGUUGAUAGUGCAAGUUCAGAUUCAAUAUUUUAUUAAAGUCUCACCACUUAUAACACAUAUAAUACAAUCGUUAUUAUAUAUACAUUGUAUAAAACAGUAAACUCAUCAUCAGAUAAAAUAUUAAAAUCAACGUUACUUCUUUUAACUUCUUAAAUAAACUUUCAGCAAAUUUACAUAUAAAGUACAGUCUAAAAAAAAACAUGUUUCUCAUCUUCAAUUUGAUCAUAACAUAAAAAGCAAACUCUUUCAUUUACAGUUUUAUUUUCAUAACGACCUGUUUCUAUUUGCGAAGGGGCGACGCCACACCUAAAUUUAGCAAAUGCACUUCUGUAUCGACUUGAAAUGUUCUUCCUCAAAUACAUCUCUGUUUCAAAAAUAUCUUUAAACAAUUUAUAAGUCCGUAAUUAUUUUCCAACAUUUUGUGACAAUAUUCUAUUAUGCCAAUUUACUUUAUAAUUUUCAAAUAAAAAAUCUUUCAACUGUGUUAUAACAUUUUUAUGCAACACAUUCUCUAAAUUAGUGCAGAAAUCUAAAAUACAUUCUCUAAAUUUUUCAUAAUUCUGUUACACCAGUUUUACUUUUCAUUAAUAACAUUUCUUAAAGCCCAUCGGAAUACUUUAUAAUUCACUCCAUCUGUUGACAUAGCAUUACAUAAAGCCCAAUGUCUAAAACCACAACUCCACUGCUUAAUGCCUAGGUCACACAUUCACGGAUUUGACGCCGUAUUAGCUACGGAUACGAUCCGGCAUCAUUCGUGGCAAUCUGUAUUGGUCUGUAGAUUUCCGUAUUGUAGCCGUAGUCAUACGUAGUAGUACUUGUAUAUCCGUGACAAUUUUUCAACAUGCGCAAAAUUUGACCACUGAUCAAACAACCGUAGUAUAUCCUUACUGGAACGUAUUAGAACUUACUGAUCCGUUUUAGUCCCUAUUAAAACCGUUUAAUCCGUACUUAUUCGUGGUCCCGAAUUAUUUCUACGGUUAGUUCCGGAGAACUACGUACUAGUACGGUUACACCACGUAAUUGUUAAGGAUAUAAUACCUUUUGUUACGAAUUUGUCAUGGAACGGCACGAUCUCAUUACGUUGCAUUAUGGAUAGCUAGGGAUCAGCCAGGGUUCUCAAAGUCUUUUACGAUUUACUACGUUACAACACGACAAAAUACGGAAUAAUACGGUCCACGACAAACUAACAUCAGGCUUCUGUAUAAAUAUUCCCUACUUAUGGGACCCAACGUAGUCUGUGUCUUGCGGUAGAGGUAUACAUAACAUUAUUCAACAUGAACAAUCAACAACUGAUGCUUGCAAUAUUAAUUAGCUGGAAUUGGAUAUUGAUAUGGCACAAAAUGCCAGGGCAGUGUUCGAGCUACUUGAUGACAGACGUAAAGGUGACCGGAGGCAGAGGAGAUGGUGGACUAGGGACUGGCUUUUCCGACGACCUAUCUAUGGCCAGUAUGAGGCCAUAAUGGCUGAACUUUGUGCGGAAAAUCGGGCUGCAUUUAAGAACUUUGUAAGAAUAGACCCAAAUAUAUUUCAAGAACUGCUACAUGUCAAUGGUCCGGGGUACAGACAGUCAAUCGAUUCUGGAUUUAGGCUAGCAAUCACCCUGCGAUACUUGGCUACGGGGGACAGCUACCGGACAAUGAUGUAUGAUAUCCGGGUUGCGCACAAUACCAUCUAUGGUAUUGUUCAGGACAUCUGCGAGGCCAUAGUUUCAGUGUAUGCUGUGGAUGUCAUCGAGACUCCUACUGAACAGUGGCAGGCUAUAAUAGCUGAAUGGUUUACAGCAAAAUGGCAGUUCCCCCAUACGUUGGGUGAUCUAGAUGGCAAACAUGUAGCCAUACUGUGUCCUAAGAACGGAAGAUCCCUAGUCUACAACUAUAAAGGAUAUCACUCAGUCGUGCUGAUAGCCCUUGUCGACGCCGAUUACAAAUUAUGGAACCAGAGUGACUUGAAGAAGGCCAUUGAAAUGGGGUAAAUCGGCAUGCCAACAGCAACCCCUCUUCCCGGUGACGACAAACCAAUGGGCUAUUAUAUCAUCGCAGACGAGGAUUUUUAACUACCGCUAAUCGAGGGACAGAAGAGUUGUAGAGAAUACCUUUGUUAUUCUUGCAAAUAGAUUCAGAUGUUUGCUCUCAGUCAUGAACCGUGCACGUCAUAGUUCUGUGCCUAUACAACAACAUUAUGAGGGUCAGAUAUUCUGGUGAUCAGAACCCUCUAAUGGACCAAGAAAACGACGACCACCAAGUCAUUCCCGGAGCCUGGAGAGAUGGUGUCAACAUGAACGAUGUGCAGAUCCCCAGGGGCGGUAACUUGGACUCCUUCGAUGCAAAACAGCAGAGGUUAUACCUAAAACAUUACGUGAAUUCUCCUGUCGGGUAUGUGUCAUGGCAGAAUAAAAUGGUAUGAAGGAUCGUCCUUUAGAACUGUCGAGCUUUGUUGGAUAUUAUUAAUUAUUACACUGUGAAGUUUGUGUUGUUCCUUAUUUCUAUUUACGUAUGCCUCAUUGCUGAAGAUAAAUACCUAAUUGAAAUAUGCACGUUAUAGCACACUCACACACAUAGAAUUUAUAGCUUUAAUUAAGUACCAAACAACUACUAUAAUGGCAAUGAUUUGCAAAUGACAACAUUUGUUUAUGAUCCACAACUAAAUGCGAAAAUAUUAAAUAAAUAAUUCAAGAAACAAUACAAAAUAAACAUCGAUUCACUGCCAUAAAGAAAUGAUAAAUCGCCAACUUAAUUAGAAAUUAUAAACGGCUUAGAAAAUGUGGCGGUUUGUACUACUGUGGAUUUAUUAUUAUUCGUUGGAUACCAAUUUUUGUGGGUUUCGUGGGUACAGGUGAACCACGAAUUCAAAUGUUCAACGAAUAGCAUAUUUCCAAUGGGCUUUGUAGACAGAGUUCGGCAAAACCACGAAAUCAAAUAUCCACGAAAAUGCAAGUUUUCAGCAAUCCACGAAAAUUGAUAUCCACGAAAAAAAAUGAAUCCACAGUAUUCCGUAUCAGACCGUUCUCAUUCGUACUAACCCUUACUUAUACCGUAGCAAACCGCUGUUUAUCCGCAGUACAUACGCCCGACACGUGUCGUUGCGUAUUAAAACGUGUCAUUUCCGUAUUAAACCGUGUCGUACCAUGAGAAUCCGUAUCACUCAUGUCGCCGGAGUCACAACGUUGUGCAUCCGUAUCGGAUCCUUAUCGGACUACGGAAACUGCAUUUCCGGGAUCAUCCGUGAGAUUUAAUCCGUAGUGCAACCGGCGAGGUGAUCCGUGAAUGUGUGACCUAGGCAUAACACAUGGAGGUUUCCAACCUAUAUCCCAAUUGAUGGCGUCACUAGGUGUAUAUUUACCAAGACCCAUAAAAAACGGAUAGCUCUGUGCUGAACAGCAUUUAUACAAAAAAAUCUUUAGUGCCCCAGAUGACUGCACGAUAACUUAUAACUGACCAGACUAAGCUACAUGUAUCAUAUAUUUACCAAGACCCAUAAAAAAGCGGAUAACUCUGUGCUGAACAGCAUUUAUACAAAGAAAAUCUUUAGUGCCCCAGAUGACUGCACGAUAACUUAUAAUUGACAAGACUAAUUUAAGCUACAUGUAUCAAAAAGUUUGGUAUAUGUACAAAUGUAUUAAAGUGAAAAUCUCCAUGUGCUUUACUCUUUACAAUCAGUAAAUUUAUUGCUCUCCCUGCUGACCUUGCUACAGCUUUUGCCAUCUCUUUAUAAUCAAGGAAUUCGGUCUAUUUGAUAUUUUGAUACAAUACACAAUUGUUUUUCACCAAGUAAAAAUAUUACAUUGGUUGGAUGUACAGAGGGAUUUCUAAAAUAAACAAUCUUUGUCUUUUCAAAGUUAACAUUCAAUAAUUUAUUUUUACACCAUGUAUUAAGAAUUUCUAUCAUUAAUUGUAAAUCAUUCGCAUUUUCAGCAAUUAAUAUAAUAUCAUCUGCAUAUAAUAGAAUACCAAUUGUGCAUAUCAGCAUAUCAAAUAUUAAUAAUUGUGAACGCCAUCCACCUCUUUCGACUACACAUCAGACUUAAUUAAAAUAGUAAUGUAUUUCAACAAAUAUUGAUACAGUGAACAUAUGCAUUUGAUAAAAGAUAAGCCCUUAGCCCUAAUUGAUUUGUAUCGUUAAUAAUUUUAAGAGUGAUCUACUUAUUCAUUCAAAUGACCACAGGGAACACACAAUCAGUACUACUUAUAUAAAUACAAAUACAGUUAACAAUAAUUACGAUAAACUGUUUUUUUUUUAUAAUACAUGUAAACUAAAUAUCAGUUCUGAAAUAUAUUUACUAAAAUUUCCUCUUUUUUCUAAAUUUCUUUUUUUUUUUUUUUUGCUUGCUUAUAAAAAUAAAGAGAUGUGGUAUGAUUGCCAAUGAGACAACUAUCCAUCAAAGUUCAAAUGAAGUGGAUGUAAGCAAUUAUAGGCAACCGCAUGGCCUUUAACAAUGAGACAAACCCAUACCGUAUGGUAGGCUAUAAAAAUGCCCCGACAUGAAAAAUAUAAAACAAUUCAAUUGAGAAAACUAACGGCCUAAUAUAUAAUAAAACAAUUUACGUAAAAUAAAUAUGUCAGACAUGAACCAACGACAAUUACUGAACUACAUCCUCCUGAAAUGGGACAGGCACAUAAAGAAUGUGGCGGGGUUAAACAUGUUUGUGAGCGCUCAACGCUCUCCCCUAACCUAGGACAGUGGUGUAACAGUAGUAAGACAUAAGAACGAACUAUAAAAAUCAGAUGAAAAAGGCUUAACUCAUUAGAUGGAUACAAAUAGAAAUACAUCUAACAAAAACACAGAGUGGACGUGGACGGGUACUUAUACAAACCCACAACAAAAAGACUUAAAGUACAGAUCUGAGAGUACUCGCAGUUACUGACAGCUAGUUCAAAGCCAAUAACAACUAAUAAAAAAAUCAUGUAUCUAAGACUAAAAUAUCAAUCAGUACACAUCCAACAUCCAAUGGAUUUAGUGUAAAGACGUCAUUAACAGUCAGAGAAAAACAUGACCUUGUGCAAUGCCAAAACUAUAGGUAUCGACAGAUUGUAGUAUCGUGAUAGUACAUAUGUGUUAUAUUUAGUAUGGUUUAAAUCAAUGAUAACAAAAUCAAUAUUUAUACCAAUAAAAACAAUAUUCAAAGAUUUGAUUACAGUGUUUUUUUGUUUUUGUUUUUGUUUUUGUAUUUUUUGUAUUUUUUUGUAUUAUAUUUAAUAUUUAUUCAUUUUGUUGAUG
This is a messenger RNA of Mytilus californianus (California mussel), 8286 nucleotides long. RefSeq names its product glutamate receptor U1-like. Gene Ontology annotation, cellular component: membrane. Lineage: Eukaryota; Metazoa; Mollusca; Bivalvia; Mytilida; Mytilidae. The record is from RefSeq and is a predicted model, not a curated record. Bases 75 to 2294 code for a protein of 739 amino acids. Gene Ontology annotation, biological process: monoatomic ion transport. The transcript has 10 exons. Gene Ontology annotation, molecular function: glutamate-gated receptor activity.